AUGUCAUCCAGCAGCUUUGCCGCUGCUCAAGAACGCAUCCUAGCACGGCAGACAGCCAGACAACAGGAAGCCCGCGCCGCCCUCACGCUACAGCCCGAGAUCAACAGUAGCCGCUCCUCCUUCGCCCGACUCACGCAGUCCCUACGACCCAAACUAUCAUCGUUCUGGAUAACUCUGCUAGAGUCGGAAGGCACACGACCCGCCUUUAGAGUCGGGCAAGUGGAUGCUGAACUUCUCGACGAAGAGUUGCUGGGUUUAUUGAAGACACAAGUGGCGGAUGCUCUGAAAUACCUCGGACCACAUCUUCAGGAUGACUGGUCGCAAGAAAUUCUACUUGCUCUCCGGGCGGUCUUGUUCAAACUAUCUAUAUGGGACAAUGACGCUUCGUACGGCGCAGCUCUACAGAACCUCCGAUACGUUGACGCGAGAAAACCUGGACAGGCCCUUCCCAAACCAACAAGAUGGCAAAAGAGCCUCUACGGGCUUUUGACCGUCUUCGGACGAUAUGGAUGGGAUAAGUGGGAAGACUGGCUGAUUGAUCAAGAGCGAGGCUAUACAGCUCCUUCAGACGCCGUCCAGACGCUGAUGCGCUUCACCUCCUUCAUCUCCACAACCCAUUCGAUCGCCGCUUUUUGCUCCUUCCUGGUAUUUCUUGUGAAUGGGCGCUACCGGACCCUUACAGAUCGCUUGCUGAGGUUGAGACUUAUGUCGCCAUCGAAUCAAGUUAGCCGGGAAGUCUCGUUUGAGUACCUAAAUCGUCAACUAGUCUGGCAUGCCUUUACAGAAUUUUUACUAUUUCUUUUGCCGUUGGUCGGCAUCAGUCGAUGGCGAAGAUGGCUCUCCAGAAUGUGGAAAAAAACAAAAGAUGCGAUGAAAUCACCGACACAAGCAGAGGACGACGGCGGUAGGAUAAAAAGCGGACCGUUGGCUUUUCUACCCGAGCGGACUUGCCCAAUUUGCUAUCAAGACCAGAACCCAACGUCUACGUCUGAAGCCGAGAUCCUAGGAGCGAAUACCGCCGCUGGAGGAGGCGUCAUUGGUUCGGCCACUACCGACGUGGUGAAUCCUUACGAAACAAUACCAUGCGGCUGUAUAUACUGCUUCGUGUGCAUCGCCACUAAGAUCGAAGCAGAGGAGGGUGCUGGUUGGACAUGUCUGCGUUGUGGAGAGAUCAUCUAUAAAUGUCAGCCUUGGAACGGUGAUAUUGUUUUGGCUGAAAAGAAAGCCAGUAAUAAAAACACCAAAUCAGUUGGAUUUUCUGUCGCCGACGACCACUCGGGCGAGCGGUAUCGAGAUGAACCGUCCGAAGAUACACCGGAAAUGAUGGACUCUACUCUAAACGCAAGCCAAUGGACAAUGGCGGAUCACGAGUCUUCCAGCAGUUCAUAA
This is a messenger RNA of Fonsecaea nubica, 1389 nucleotides long. RefSeq lists its product as hypothetical. Gene Ontology annotation, molecular function: zinc ion binding. Lineage: Eukaryota; Fungi; Ascomycota; Eurotiomycetes; Chaetothyriales; Herpotrichiellaceae. Gene Ontology annotation, cellular component: peroxisomal membrane. Bases 1 to 1389 code for a protein of 462 amino acids. Gene Ontology annotation, biological process: protein import into peroxisome matrix. The record is from RefSeq and is a predicted model, not a curated record. The transcript has a single exon.